UGGAGGUAGCAUCGAACCGCGACAUCCGAAACUACCCCAUAGACUAGUUCGAUAUAGAACAUUUGACGUGUGGAGUGCAGUGUAUGUUAAUAUCUGUGCACCUGUUCAUUUUUUAAUGAUAAAUACUGCUUUUAUUUUAUUAACUUAAAAUGUGAGGGGCGAGCGUGAUGCGUCGGCACUUGUGAUGUGCACUCUAAUAUGCAGUGGGACGGCCUCUACUUCGUCUGUCUAGCGUUAUGCUGCCUACACACUGCAUCUGAACCGCUACGAUUCCCAGAAGAUUACCGAGCAAAUGGCGCCAGAAGACGUCGGAGCGAUGAGAAAGAUAGCCUGGCACUAUCCAGGGAGAUAUUUAGAAACAUUAGUAAGCAAUUACGAGAGAACAUCAAACGAGAGGGAGCGACGGACCGAAAUGACAAUUUGUUACAAGGAAAGGUAGAAGAGUCUCGACACUAUGUACCAUACCAAACUUAUCAUGAUCACCAUCAUGAACACCAUUGGGGGCCAUAUUUUGAAGAUGAGAAGUACUCGCAAGUUGCAGCCCAUGUCGGCUCUGAAGCGUUGCUGAACUGUAGAGUCGUUAUGCUAAAAGACAAAACUGUAACGUGGAUGCGGAAUUCAACAGAUUCAGCGCAGCUACUGACAGUUGGUCCAUCGCCGUAUACUGGCGAUAAUCGAAUAGCUGUCAAGUUUCAAUAUCCAAACAACUGGAGGCUCAGUAUGAAUCCAGUUAAGCAUUCUGAUGCUGGGAAAUACAUGUGCCAAAUAGCAACCCAUCCUCCCAGGACAAUAUUUGUAAAUUUAACUGUAUUACCUCCUGUAUUGACCAUUAAUAAUGAUCAGUCUCAUGAGGUGAAAGAUAGAUUUUACAAAGCUGGAAGUUCAAUAAAACUAACUUGUAUCAUAUCAGAAGAUUACGUUACGUCUUUACCAACUAAAGCACCUACUACAACACAAGCUCCUAGCACUACCCCUACAACCACUACUACAGAAUUAACAACAAAAUUGAGUACAGUUUUUAAUAGAAUAGAUCUAGUAAUGAAUAAAAGUUGGAGCGUCGAAACAACGACAGUUACUUCAACAGUUAGUAUAAGUACUACUACAACUAAAGCACCAGAGAUAACCACUGCUGUAGUCAUGACUGUGAAACCCACAACUCCGCCAGUUGAGAAUAAUAUUUAUGGUAUAUAUUGGAAAAAACAAGGAAAAAACUUCUCCGAUAAUGUUACAUGGCGCAAUAUGAGUGCUACAAUAAGUGUGGCGUCUGCUUCACAAAAUGAUAGUGGAACAUACAUAUGUCUUUUACAAAACCACUCACAAGUAAUAGUCAACGUACAUGUUCUGAUCGGUGAGAACCAAGCUGCCGUUCAUCAUGACACGUGGAACAAAGGAACACUAUUCUGGCAACCAAUAAACUUAUCUAUAGUUUCUCUUAUGGCUUUGCUUUUAUAUUUUACUUGAAAUAUACUUUUUUUCUAGAUGGGCUGUAUCAAAAUUGUUUUUUAUUUAUGAACAUGCAUCUCUUCUAUGCAGAAUUAAACGUUCAAUAUUGUAAAUACAUAUUGAAUGCCUAUUAACACUGAAAUUGCCCUUUUUGGAGCUUAGAUACUUUAGAAGAAUUUACAUUCUGUAGUUUUAAAUACAAUAUAAGAAAGUCCACUUCAUAAUUUCGCGAAAGAAUUAAGAAACACAAUUUUAUAAUUUAGAAUUAGAAAAAAAGGUUGACUAUUUCAAACAUUAUUUUAAUAUAACAUUAAAGUUGUACGUUUGACUUAGCAAAGAAAUUCAGUCAUCUAUAUUUUAUGUACAUCUAGAAACGAAUAAAGGCUUACCCAAAGUUAAUUGAUAUCAGACAGUAGACUGAAA
This is a messenger RNA of Achroia grisella, 1866 nucleotides long. Its product is annotated as endoglucanase-like. Gene Ontology annotation, cellular component: neuron projection membrane. Gene Ontology annotation, biological process: synapse organization. The coding region runs from base 199 to 1461 and encodes 420 amino acids. The record is from RefSeq and is a predicted model, not a curated record. The transcript is spliced from 8 exons. Lineage: Eukaryota; Metazoa; Arthropoda; Insecta; Lepidoptera; Pyralidae.